AUGGCGCUAACCUUCUUCUUCCUCUUCUUCGCCUCUCACCUUCUUCUCUCUUGCAUCUCUGGACAAUCCACCUCUAUGGAAUCGGUUCCCGAUCUUCAGAACACUAUGUACACGGACGUUGAUGGAUUUCCUUGUGUGCGGUUGUUGAGUCUUUCUGGAACCAUCGGUUGUUCAAAUCCUGGGCGAGAUAAGGUCGUUGCUCCAAUUGUGAGGUUUGAAAAUGUUGAUCAUGUGUCAGAGUUGUCUUCUAUAUUGGUGUCAUUCGAUGAGUUUCCUGCUCUCUUUACCAGAUUAUCAGCUGACCCAAGCUUUGCAAGAAAAGUUGGUGGUGUACUAGUUGAACCAGUUAUUGAUUCACAAAAGAUAAAUGGAUUUUCUCCCGAUAAAAAGUUUCCGCAAGCUGAGUUUGCUCCUUACCAUAAUAUCAGCUAUGAAUGGAACCCAAUUGGUUCUGAUAUUAUGUGGAAAUCCUACAAUUUUCCUGUGUUUUUACUCACAGGAAGCGGCACAAAGAUUCUUCAAGAGUUUGUAUUAAAGAGUAAGGACAAAAAGGAAGCUUAUACUUCUAAUGUGGCUGAGUUUGAUCUGGUGAUGCAGACAAUGAAAUCUGGAACACAUGAUUCAGAGUCUUGUUUAAAAGAAGGAACUUGCCUCCCCUUAGGUGGAUACAGUGUUUGGUCGUCGCUUCCCCCAAUCAACGUUUCAUCCUUAAAACCGCCUAAGUCCAUUAUAUUGACGGUAGCUUCUAUGGAUUCUGCUUCCUUUUUCCGGGACAAAAGCUUUGGUGCAGAUUCCCCAAUUUCUGGCUUAAUUGCAUUACUGGCAGCAGCUGAUGCACUUUCUCGUUUGGAUGGUCUUGGUGGCCUUAGUAAACAGCUUGUUUUUGUAGUUUUCACUGGAGAGGCAUGGGGUUAUCUUGGAAGCAGAAGAUUUUUAGUAGAACUUGACGAGCACUCGGAUGCUGUUCAUGGCCUUAAUCACUCAUUAAUUGAAAAGAUCUUUGAAAUUGGUUCUGUUGGAAAGGGUUUCAAUCAAGGUGCUAAAAACUACUUUGCUCAUGUAGAAGGGGAUUCUUCUUCCACAAAUCAGAUAAUGGCUUCCCUGAAACAUGCUCAAGAGUCGCUACUCUCUGAAGAUAUAAAUAUCGCAUCUGCAAGUGCCUCAAAUCCUGGGAUACCUCCAUCAUCUUUAAUGACCUUUUUGAAUAAGAACCCAAAAAUCUCUGGUGUCGUGUUAGAAGAUUUUGACUCUUCCUUUGUCAACAAGUUCUACCGUAGUCAUCUUGAUGAUUUAUCAAAUGUGAACUCAUCAGCUGUAGUUGCUGCUGCUUCUCUUGUUGCUCGAACCCUGUACAUACUGGCUAGUGAAACUGAUGAUGUUCAAAAUUCAACUUUGGCUGCUAUAAAUGUAAAUGUCUCACUUGUUGAACAACUGAUGGAUUGCUUGUUGGAUUGUGAUCCUGGUCUUUCUUGUGAGUUGGUGAAGAAAUAUAUUUCGCCCGCUUCAACCUGCGCGAGCAAUUAUGUUGGUGUUAUCUUAGAUGAACCUUCAUCCACACCUUAUCCAGGAUACAUUAAUGACGUUCCUAGGUUCAUCUGGAAUUUUCUAGCCGACACAACUUCAAUUCCAAAGGGGAAUAAUAGCUCAGACUGUCAACAUGGUUGCAGUGGUAGCGAUGAAGUUUGCAUUAAAGCAGAGACUGAUGGAAAGGGUGUCUGCGCUCUCUCUACAACUAGGUAUGUUCCAGCAUAUUCGACACGAUUAAAAUUUGAAUCAGGAGUAUGGAGUAUUUUGCCCCCCAAUGGCUCAGAUAACAUGGGCGUCGUAGACCCAGUCUGGACAGAGAGCAACUGGAAUUCAUUAGGCAUUCGGGUCUACACAGUUCAAACUGCUGCUUACGAUUGGGUUGUUCUGUUUGGGGGAAUUGCUCUUACAAUCUUGGCAUACCUUGCAAUAGCAGUUACAAGAACUAUGGUUGCCAAAGCAACAAAGAGGGAUUGA
This is a messenger RNA of Lathyrus sativus (Indian pea), 2001 nucleotides long. The record is from the annotation of a GenBank genome assembly. NCBI's taxonomy places the organism in Eukaryota, Viridiplantae, Streptophyta, Magnoliopsida, Fabales, Fabaceae.